Messenger RNA from Cinclus cinclus, 2665 nucleotides. RefSeq names its product phosphoinositide-3-kinase regulatory subunit 2 (gene PIK3R2). Gene Ontology annotation, biological process: insulin receptor signaling pathway; phosphatidylinositol phosphate biosynthetic process. Gene Ontology annotation, cellular component: phosphatidylinositol 3-kinase complex. Gene Ontology annotation, molecular function: 1-phosphatidylinositol-3-kinase regulator activity; protein binding. Bases 465 to 2648 code for a protein of 727 amino acids. NCBI's taxonomy places the organism in Eukaryota, Metazoa, Chordata, Aves, Passeriformes, Cinclidae. The record is from RefSeq and is a predicted model, not a curated record. The transcript has 16 exons.
UCGGGCCUGUCCAAGGCUCCGCCGGGCCGGAGGCAGCAGCGGGCUGGCGGCGAGCGGUGGCGGAUGGGGCCGGCGGAGAGGCACUAGGAAAGGAAACAUAGCGUGCCACGUUAUUCCAGACUGGAAGCCUACUGUGCUUUUCCUCCCCACACUCCAAGAGACUGGCUUUUUUGGUGAAACAGACUCUGAUCUCGGGUUUCUUUGCUGCAUGCCCGCUCACCAGUGCUGGAUUAUGUUCGUCUCCUUCUCCCUUUGCUCCAUAAUUUGGUUGAAUCGUGGUUUCAAGCUGAGGAAAAGGGGCUGCACCUAAGCGCUCCGGUGCACCCAGACCAGGCUCCUGGGGUGCCGGUUCACACAGAGACAGUUCAGAGUGCUGAUGGGGGAGAGCUGCCUCUGAGGGCCCUCCUCUCCCACCUGGGACGUGCUGCCUCACUCUUCAGAGCCCUUGUCCCCCGGCAGAGAAGAUGGGCAGCACCGACGGCUUCCAGUAUCGAGCGCUCUACCCCUACCGCAAGGAGCGCGAGGAGGACAUUGACCUGCUGCCCGGGGACAUCCUGGUCGUGAGCAAGGGGGCCCUGCAAGCUUUGGGCUUCAAAGAUGGAGAUGAGCAGACCCCCAAUCAGAUUGGGUGGAUCCUAGGCGUCAACGAGCGCACCAAGCAGAAGGGGGACUUUCCUGGCACCUACGUAGAGUACGUGGGGCCGGUGAAAAUUGCUGUCCCUUCACACCGGCCCCGAGUGCAGAGACCCCUGCCUGCCACACCAGGGGCCAGCGGCUGCCGGCUGCCCGAGGCUCUGGAGCAAGGGUCUCUUCUCCCAGACUUGCAGGAGCAGUUCAGCCCUCCCGAGAUUGCUCCGCCACUCCUGAUGAAGCUGGUGGAAGCUAUUGAGAAGAAAGGGCUGGACAGCGAGAUGUUGUACAGGACAUCUGGCUCCGAACUGAGGCAGGCGCUGAGAACCGAUUGGACCCUGGGUGACCUGGAGCCCCUGGACGUGCACUCCCUGGGCGAGGCACUGCGAGGUUACCUGCAGGACCUGCCCUCCCCCGUGGUGCCAGUGUCAGUGCAUGGAGAUAUCCUUCGCAUCCUGCAGGAGAUCCCCCAGCCAGAGAAUUGCCGGAAGCAGCUGCGGCUGGCCCUGGAGUCGCCUGCGGUGCCUCUCCAGAACGCGCUCACCCUGCAGUUCCUGCUCCGGCAUCUGGGGAAGGUAUCGCAGCAGGCCGAGAGCAACAGCCUCCACCCUCGGGCUCUGGGAGAGAUCUUCGGCCCCCUUCUCCUCCGGCUGCCUGGCGCCAGCCCAGAGCUGAGCCCUGACUUCUCCGUGCUGUUUCUGGAGAUACUUCUGCAGACAAAGGAGGUGGAGCCGGAACAGUUGCCUCCAGCCCUUCCUCCCAAACCACCAAAGCCAAAGCCCAGCGCAGCCAGCCUGGCCAACGGGAACAACGCGCCCCUGCAGGACGCCGAGUGGUACUGGGGGGACAUUUCUCGGGAGGAGGUGAAUGAGAAGCUCCGGGACACACCAGAUGGGACCUUCUUGGUGCGUGAUGCCUCCAGCAAGAUCCAGGGGGAAUAUACACUCACACUCAGGAAGGGAGGCAAUAACAAGCUGAUCAAGAUCUUCCAUCGGGAAGGCAAGUAUGGCUUCUCGGAGCCCCUGACUUUCGGCUCAGUGGUGGAGCUCAUCACCCACUACCGGCACGAGUCACUCGCCCAGUACAACGCCAAGCUGGACACCAGGCUGCUCUACCCCAUCUCCAAGUACCAGCAGGACCAGGUGGUGAAGGAGGACAGCGUGGAAGCUGUGGGGGAACAGCUGAAGGUUUACCACCAGCAGUACCAGGACAAGAGCUGGGAGUAUGACCUGCUGUAUGAGGAGUACACACGCACUUCCCAGGAGCUGCAGAUGAAGAGGACUGCAAUUGAGGCCUUCAAUGAGACGAUCAAGAUCUUUGAGGAGCAGUGUCAGACACAGGAGAAGUGCAGCAAGGAGUACAUCGAGCGCUUCCGGAGGGAGGGCAAUGAGAAGGAGGUGCAACGGAUCCUCAUGAACUCGGAGAAGCUCAAGUCCCGCAUCACAGAGAUCCACGACAGCAAGAUGAAGCUGGAGCAGGACCUGAAGAAACAAGCCUCGGAGAACCGGGAGAUCGACAAGCGCAUGAACAGCCUCAAGCCAGACCUGAUGCAGCUGCGCAAGCUGCGGGACCAGUACUUGGUGUGGCUGACGCAGAAGGGUGCCCGGCAGAAGAAGAUCAACGAGUGGCUGGGCAUCAAGAACGAGACAGAGGACCAGUACUCCAUGAUGGAUGAUGAGGAGGAGCUACCCCACCAUGAGGAGCGGACGUGGUAUGUGGGGAAGAUCAACCGUGUGCAGGCAGAGGAGAUGCUGUGUGGGAAACGGGACGGCACCUUCCUGAUCCGUGAGAGCAGCCAGAAGGGGUGCUAUGCCUGCUCUGUGGUGGUGGAUGGUGACACCAAGCACUGCGUGAUCUACAAGACGGCAACAGGCUAUGGGUUUGCUGAGCCCUACAACCUCUACGCCUCCCUCAAGGACCUGGUCUUGCACUACAAGCACACGUCCCUGGUGCAGCACAAUGACUCCCUGAAUGUCACGCUGGCUCACCCGGUCCUUUCCCAGCCACCAGCCAGAUGAGCAGCCCAUGCACAACA